AUGUCUCGGCUGGAUAAUCCAAGUUAUAUAUGUUGCCUGCCGCCCGAGUUUGCGAGACAUACCAGGCCCUGGCUAGCUAGGCUCACCUCAUUCUGGCGGAUAUCGCUUGUGCUCAAGGGAAAAGCGCAUGAUCGAUAUCGAAAACUGCACCAGAAAUAUGGCCCAAUUGUGCGGACUGCUCCCAAUGUCGUGGAUAUAUCAGACCCAUCUGCCAUAUCCAUCAUAUAUGGCAUCAAUAGCAAAUUUCUAAAGUCCCUUUUCUAUCGCCCAUUUGACAUGAUUUAUGAAGGCGAAUUUAUGUCCAGCAUGUUCACGUGUCGAUCUCCCGAAGAGCAUAAGGCGCUGAAACGCCCGGUAGCGCAAAAGUUCAGUAUGACAUCGAUCCGGACCUUUGAAUACCUUGUGGACCCCUGCAGUGAAAUAUUCACAGAAUCUAUGAAGGACUUGCAAGGCCAGGUAGUGGACCUUGGGGUCUGGGCACAGUGGUAUGCGUUUGACGCAAUCGGUGCCAUGACUUUCGGACAACGCUUUGGUUUCAUGGAACAACGCAAAGAUGUCGAGAACAUGAUAGCAGGGUUAGAGCAUGGCCUGAUGUUAGCAUCCGUCACCGGACAGAUUCCCUGGAUUCACCGAUUCUUCAUUGGGAAUAAGACUCUUCGAAAAAUCGUAGGCAGGCUGUCUCUUAAGGACCCCAUGCACAUUGCAAACAGAAAAUACGACGCCGGCGCUAAUUCCAACGACAGGCGCGAUUUCUUAGCUUACUUUCGACAGCAGCAGAAGUCAACUGGCGAACCGAUGCCGCAGAAAGAGUUGAUGAAUCAUUUAAUAAACAAUCUCCUUGCGGGAAGUGAUACAACUGCAAUCUCAUUGCGCGCUAUUUUUUAUUAUGUGAUUCGAGAUAAACGAGUUUAUCGCAAGCUGCAGUCUGAGAUUGAUGGACUUGAGGUUGCAGGAAAGCUCUCUCCAGUGAUCAGCUAUGGUGAAAGCCUUCAAAUGGAGUAUCUUCAAGUCUGUAUGAAAGAGGCCAUGCGAAUGCAUCCAGGAGUAGCAUUGCCACUCGAGAGACUGGUGCCUGCCGGAGAAACGCGGCUAGCAGGGCACUUUUUGUCCGAAGGUACCGUCGUGGGGAUAAACCCAGCCGUGAUCCACCGGGAUCGCGAGAUAUUUGGCGUAGACGCGGAUGAGUUCCGACCAGAGCGGUGGUUGGACGAAGAAGAAAAGGUCAAAAGCAUGGAUCGCCAUCUGCUUACUUUUGGAGCAGGGGUGAGAACUUGCAUCGGUAAGAACAUUUCUCUAAUGGAAAUGGGCAAGUUUAUCCCCCAGGUAUUCCGAAAGUUCGAGUUGGAGUGGGCGUCCGCUGAACCGGAGUGGGACAUCCACACAUAUUGGUUUUCUAAACAGAGUGGACUGUUGGUACGUUUCAAAGAAAGAUGA
Molecule: messenger RNA, 1434 nt
Organism: Colletotrichum spaethianum
Lineage: Eukaryota; Fungi; Ascomycota; Sordariomycetes; Glomerellales; Glomerellaceae
Product: cytochrome P450 monooxygenase
Exons: 6
Coding region: 1-1434 (477 amino acids)
Molecular function (GO): iron ion binding; heme binding; oxidoreductase activity, acting on paired donors, with incorporation or reduction of molecular oxygen
Source: RefSeq, a predicted model, not a curated record